Morchella sextelata is the source of this 417-nucleotide messenger RNA. RefSeq lists its product as uncharacterized. The transcript has a single exon. Lineage: Eukaryota; Fungi; Ascomycota; Pezizomycetes; Pezizales; Morchellaceae. Bases 1 to 417 code for a protein of 138 amino acids. The record is from RefSeq and is a predicted model, not a curated record.
AUGCAAUUGUCAGACUUCUCCGUUCUCCACGUCUUUCUUCUCCUCCUCCUUACCACCCCAGCCCUCAUUAAUGCAGCAGCCACCCCCACCACCCCAGAAGAGAUGAUUGCGUCCAUCGGCAGGGGAGCGAAAUCAUUGAUCGGCACACCGAAUGCCAUCCCGGGUGACAUGAAGAAGCGGGAUCUGGAAGGCGAUGUCCCUCCACCCAGCGGGGGCAGAGAUACUAAUGCUCCCAAGGGCGGUGGUGGAGGUGGAGGAGGUGGAGGUGGAGGUGGAGGUGGAGGUCGUGGGAAGGGUGGAGGCGGAGGUGGAAGCGGUGCAGCUAUUGGGGUUAGCACUAGCGGUGCUACAGCUGUCAAGGUCGGUUCUCUUGGAGCACUUGUUGUCGCUGCUGCUGGAGUGGGUAUGCUCUGCUGA